Molecule: messenger RNA, 627 nt
Organism: Electrophorus electricus (electric eel)
Lineage: Eukaryota; Metazoa; Chordata; Actinopteri; Gymnotiformes; Gymnotidae
Gene: fgf24
Product: fibroblast growth factor 24
Molecular function (GO): growth factor activity
Source: RefSeq, a predicted model, not a curated record
AUGUCUGUUCUGCCUUCAAGGUUCAUCUACGUGUGUUUACAUUUUCUGGUCCUCUACUUCCAGUUACAGGAGUCUCACCAGAGCUCUGCAGACUUCCGCUUCUACAUCAAGAACCAGAGUCGGGAUAACGUGAGCCGGAAGCAAGUGCGAAUAUACCAGCUGUACAGCCGGACCACUGGGAAGCAUGUCCAGAUCCUCGGCAAGAAGAUCAAUGCCAAUGGAGAAGAUGGGGGCAAGUACGCUCUUCUUGUUGUUGAGACAGAAACAUUCGGAAGUCAAAUUCGAAUACAAGGAAAAGAGAGUGGCUACUAUAUUUGCAUGGACAAGAGUGGCAAAAUUAUCGGCAAGCUCAACGGGAGUAGCCCGGAGUGUGUGUUCGUGGAGGAGUUCUUGGAAAACAACUACACGGCAUUUGUGUCUGCCAAGUACAAAGGCUGGUACCUGGGCUUCAACCGUAAGGGCCGGCCCAAGAAAGGCAUGCGGACGGCCCAGACGCAGCAGGAAGUGCAUUUCAUGAAGCGGGGCCUCAAGGGCACGGUGGACCCUCAGGAGGAGUUCCGUUUCACCACGGUAACUAAACGGACGCGCAGGGCACGGCGUCUGAGGCCCAACCUCAAAACGAACUGA